UACUUACUUUGCUUCUUUUCAAUGUAUUUACAAAAUCUUCACCGAUCGAGAAAAGUCCAUCCGCAUUAGUCGUGUCCAAUAUUAGCUUACCGAAAUUAAAAAUGGCGAAGUUGGAUGGAUCUGAAGUGAUACGUGACUCUGGGAUUAAAACAUUCAAAUUCGAAGUAGCGGAAAAUGAAAGGCCAAGUAGCGAAACUGUUCUUACUGAAGAUGCGAGGAAAGAUUCAAUAAAUGGCACCCGCAAUCUUAUAAGAAACGUCAGGCCAGGGCAAACGGUACUCAGAUACACGGUUAAAAUUUCCUUCGACGGUGACACGUUCAACGGUGAAGCAGUAAUCUAUGUGCGAUUGGAUUCUACAGAUGACCCUAUUAUAUUUCACCUAGAAGCGCUUGAUGUACACGAUGUGCGUACUGGAAUUAUCUCGGAAGAUAACGUACAAUCGGUGGGUUGUAAUUUAGAAGACGGUGUUAUAGAAAUAUUCCCUAAUAAUGCAGGUGGAAUUCAUAUCGUUGUUAUUGAGUACUCUGGAGAAAUAAACAACUUUGGAAAAGGAAUAUUCCAAGGUGGUUUUAAUGAUUAUCGAUAUGUGGGAAUGAACCUUUUCCCGACGAACGCGCGCCGUGUAUUUCCCUGCAUGGACGAGUUGCAGGCUGUUGCUACUAUUUCUUUCAUAUUCGAGGAAGUUCCUUUCGACGAAAUAGUCUCCAACUCUAUGAGAGAAGAUAACAAUCCGAACCAAUUUCAAGCCCUUCAAGUGCCACCACAUCUCUGGGGUAUGGUUGCUCAUAAUUUCUUUAAUAUUGACAUGCCAGCACCAAAUGUGAUACUAUAUGGUCGACCUGAUCUAAACCAAAAUAGUUUAGCUAGUAUCGCUAUUGAGGCAUUUUUCACUUCAUAUAACGAAAAACUGAAUAAAAUGUACUUCACAAUUAAUGCAAAUCAAGACGGCAGAUUGCAUAUCUUCGCUCUGCCAGACACUAACAUGGAAUGGAACGCCUUGUCUACUAUUUGCAUUUGGGAGCCACACAUUUUUAUGACGAAUACUCACUCUAUGAUGCAACGAAAGACUGCACUGGUAAAAAUUGCUAAUGCUAUGGCAAGGCAGUGGUUUGGUUACGUGGUGUAUCCUGAAGACUGGAAAGAUCAGUGGGUGAUAUCUGGACUUGCGUCUCAUGCUGCACAGGAGGUCGUCACAGAUUUCCAAUCAUCAGAUAACGAAGAUGUCACUCUAUUGGAUAUGAACACUAUUUUCACAACUGAUGUGAUUCAAGAGGCUUUAUUGCAAGACUCCUACAGCAGUGCUGUGGUCAUAUCUCCAGAAGAGGACAUGUUUGAUGAAGUAGAUAUCCGCCAUCAUACCUUAGGUCUAUUGAAUAUUAAAGCACCUGCUAUCAUGAGGAUGCUAAGAUUAGUACUCAGUGAUGAAGAUGAUUUCGUCUUAAGAGCAGGGCAGCUACUGUUGAAUCGAAGAACUCUGUCAUCAACGUCACUAAAUGAUUUUAUCGACGCCGUGAAUUAUGUAUGGCCCGGGAAUGAUAAUAUCGAUGACGUUGGAGCUUUUCUUGAGCCUUGGAUCCAAAACACGGGAUACCCCGUCCUUCAUGUGGGCUGGAAAUCAAACAAUUCGGUUUUGCUAACUCAAGAACACUUUAGUUUCGCCGAUAGUGAGGUUGUGGGAUACAGAAUUCCAGUUACUUUUACUACGAACCAACAGAAGAAUUACAAUAAUAUGUAUCCCACAGUGAUGUUAGAAAACCCAGAUGAAAUAUCGCUGCUGAAUAUUCUGGAUGAAGACGACUACGUUAUUUUCAAUAUUCAAGGGCAAGGUUACUACCGUGUUAACUACGAUAUGGAACAUUGGGACAGAAUCAUCUCUGCAUUAGACGACCCUGACAGGAGGCAGGAAAUUCAUCCCCUAAAUCGUGCUUCAUUGAUAGACGACGCUCUUAACCUAGCGAGGGCUGGUAAAGUAGAAUACGAUGUCGCUUUAAGAUUAGCACUAACUUGGGCGCACGAAACGGAGUAUGGACCAUGGAAAGCCUUCGUCAGGAACAUGGAAUUUCUAAAAAAAAUGCUGCUUAGCGCCGUCACUGACAAUGGAGAACUUGAUUCCAAUAUUUACAAGCGUAUGGUUCGGAGAACAAUCGGAACUUUUGAGGAUGAUGUGUCAUUUCGUCCAAAUCCAUCAAUUAGAGAACCAGCUAUGACAUCGUUGACUCGCGGUAUUGUCAUGGAUCAUGCUUGUCGUUCUAACUACGAUCCUUGUAUAGCUGCUGCGAUUGAUUGGUUUUAUAAUACAAAUAGCGAUGAACCAGCAGUGAAUCCCAACAUCCCCGUCGAUAUCCAACCAGCAGUUUUCUGUACUAUGGUACGAGAAGCUGGAGCCGAGGCAACAAAUUUGCUUUACGCUUAUUUGGAGACUGGCAUUAGUCACUAUGACCGCCUUGUCGUAUUGGAGUCACUGGCCUGUUCCCAUGACGAAGUAUUUAUCAAUAAGUUAAUGAUGGACACUAUAUCAGAAGAUGGUCCUUUUGGUUCAGAAGAGCGGUCAAUAAUCCUUGCUGCUAUAAUCAGAAGCCGUUUCGAGAAUGUGUUUCAUGUCAUAGACUUUAUGAGGUCUAAUACAAAUAAUAUCAGAGUUAUGUACGGCGGACCACAAAAAUUAGAAGAGCUACUAUUUGUUUUGUCUGAUAAUAUCGUAAAUGACCGCUUAGAGUCUAAUUUCCGUGUAUGGGUUAGAUCAAACAUAAAUGAUCUUGAUGACUCUGAGGUGAUCGCAAUUCGUGCUUUGAGUAAUGCGGAGAUCAAUCUAGAAUGGAGACAAAGAUCCGUCGACGAAGUUUACACGUGGAUCGAUAAUAAUGACGCUCACACAUUUAGCGUUUCUUUUACCCUGCUCUUCUUCACUGCUUUUAUUUGUCGUUUUAACUUAUCGUGUUCUUAAAAUUCGUUUUAAUAAAAUUGGGGAGGUCAUUGGGUCUAGUUUACUUAUUUUAUAUAUAACAUUUGUAUGUACUGUAAACUUAAAUAGUAAAUGUUUUACUAAAAAGUUUUAAUAAUUGUUUAAUCAGCAGCAAACUACCAAAUUAAAUAACCUACUAUGAUGGUUUUGGCAGAGUUGAGUAAAAUUACUAAAUAGUAAAGUGCAAUUAUACCAACAAGUUUUUUUUAAAUACGCUAAUAUAGAAUCUACCUCUUUGUCUUCUUUUUAACCUCUGUCCACGCAAUGCUGAGUGUAGGUCUCUUCCAAGGCACUCCAUUCCUUCCGAUCUUGUGCCUCCCUCUCUAUCUAAUUCACUUUUACAAGGUCGUCAGUUCAGUGCAUUGGCUGCUUACCUAUGCUUCUGUGAGGUACAGGAGCAUAGGUAAGCAGUACUCUCCACUGACGAACCUUUCUAUGCCAUCUGUGGUCUUGUCUACGGCAUAUAUGGCCUGCUUAUUUCCACUUUCUGCUUGCUAGUAACUUGGCCAUGUCGAUAAAACUAGUUCUUCUCUGAAUAUCUGUUUUCCGACAUAGAUCUCGAAGAGAGAUACCCAAGAUAGCCCGUUCCAUAGCUCUUUUGAUAACCUGUAGCUUUUGCACUAUCUGUCUUGUUACCGUCCAUGACUCAGCUCCGUAGAUCAUGACUGGGACGACGCAUUGCUCAAAUAUCCGACGGAUGAGGCCAGGCAUUCCAGCCUAGACUGAUGCGGCGCUUAGUCUCGCUUUCUUGCCCGAAUUUAUUAAGGUUGCAUAUAUAGGCGGUAUUAUUGAUAUUGAUAAUUAUUACUUUAACAAACAUUUUAACGAGUAAUAUGGUCAUAAACUACCCAUUAUCUUGUGAUAAUGUUUGUGGUUUCAGUUUUAUGGAUUCUAUUGUUUGAUGUUAUUUUUGCACAAACUGAUGAAGAAGUUGAUCACAUUUUGUUAUUUAUGUAAUAAAAUGGAUUGAUUGUUGCCUAUUU
Messenger RNA from Hyposmocoma kahamanoa, 3946 nucleotides. RefSeq names its product aminopeptidase N-like. The coding region runs from base 102 to 2945 and encodes 947 amino acids. Lineage: Eukaryota; Metazoa; Arthropoda; Insecta; Lepidoptera; Cosmopterigidae. The transcript is spliced from 14 exons. Gene Ontology annotation, molecular function: zinc ion binding; metalloaminopeptidase activity; peptide binding. The record is from RefSeq and is a predicted model, not a curated record. Gene Ontology annotation, cellular component: cytoplasm. Gene Ontology annotation, biological process: peptide catabolic process; proteolysis.